Arxiozyma heterogenica is the source of this 873-nucleotide messenger RNA. RefSeq names its product GET complex subunit GET2 (gene GET2). Gene Ontology annotation, biological process: retrograde vesicle-mediated transport, Golgi to endoplasmic reticulum; protein insertion into ER membrane. The record is from RefSeq and is a predicted model, not a curated record. NCBI's taxonomy places the organism in Eukaryota, Fungi, Ascomycota, Saccharomycetes, Saccharomycetales, Saccharomycetaceae. The transcript has a single exon. The coding region runs from base 1 to 873 and encodes 290 amino acids. Gene Ontology annotation, cellular component: GET complex.
AUGAAUGAACUUAGCGAAGCUGAAAAGCGUAGAAUCUUAAGAGAAAGAAGACAGAAGAAAUUUAGCAAUGGUGGUGGUUCUUCUAGGUUAAAUAAAAUUACAGGUCAAAUUGAUAGCAAAUUAAGUACAGAAUCUCCAUUAGAUUCCCGUCCCAAUAAUCUAAGAAAAUCUGAAAAGAAAGAAUCUAUUUUAACAGCUCCUAAUCCUGCUAUUCCAUCCAUUAAUAACAACAAUAAAAAACACAUUGACACUAGCAAAGUCGACAACGUUGAAAUAAAUUUAUUUAAGCAACUUGCCGAUAUGCAAAAUAAUGGUUCUAACUCAGAUUUAUUUUCUUUGUUCAAAUCUUUGAAUAAUGAGACUGAUGAUAAUUCUUUAUCUAAAAAUCUUUUAAAGGCAACAAGAACUGAUGAAAAAACGACUCCUGUAGAUACAGCAUUAUUGAAGUAUCACAACUAUUUAGUCAAUACAUUAAAAGCUAAGACUAUUUUGAUUAAAUGGCUCUUUUUCAUUUUACCAUAUUUAUACUUAGUUACAAGAAAUGGCAGACCAUCCAUUGUGCUUCUACCAAAAAUGUUUAAUGUCUUAUUAGAUCCUUCUUACUUUUUUAUGAUUUUCACAAGUUUUGAAAUGGUUGCAACAUCUAUUUAUUAUCAAAAGUUGCAGGCUAUUGAAAAAAUUCACAAUAUCAAUACUUUAGACCACUCCAACAAGAUUGUUAAACUAGUAGCAAUGAUACCAGAAGGUGUAGUUCCAAUUCCCAAUUUAAAAGGAAAAAUCAUUUUACUUCUUCAAUAUUGGGAUGUGUUAUCUUUAUUUUUAACCGAUAUCUGUUUUGUAUUAAUAAUGAUGGGUAUUGUUGCAUACUAUUGA